CGAUCCAAAUUUUAAUUUCAGACACACACACACACGCACGACCAACACGACACGAGACAAGAGCAAACUCUUCGUGUCCUCAUCGAUCUUGAACAACCAACAAAUCUGAUUACAUCGAUUCAUCCAUCUGUCUCACUGUGUUUUUUUAUAUUCUCCAAUCGUGAAAUUGAAGCUUGGUGAUUUUUGCAAUCGCCGCCCCUGAACUGUGUGAUCCACACGAAUCUGCGAUGCGUUUUGGUCCACCAGACCACUGAUACCCUGAAAAUAAUGAGCUUCUGUUGCAAAGUUUCAAAUCCGGUAAGAAUCUUUGGAUCGAAUCAGAACCGCCACUUGCUAACAGAUCAACCGAUCGACUCAUCAUAAAAUUUAGGGUUUGACCGCCCCCCCUAAUUGCGUGCGAUGGAUAGAACUAGAAGUUGGGUUUUGUCACAUCUUCUUCUAUUGAUUUUGUUCAUCUCCAAUGUAACGUCUACUUCAAAUUCAACCACUAAACAAGAGUCUCCUCCGUUGCCUACUGUUAUUAAACCCAAUGUUACCUCAUCAGAGCUUCCUUUGCCGGCUAGUAAUUCGACGGAUCCUAAUCCGAAAGAGCCUGUUUCAGUGAGUCCUCCUCCGCAAGUGCAACCUGUAAAUGAGAAGAAUGAUACAAAAGUGUUGAAUUCAACAGAGCCUUUAAGCCCUCCUCCGCCUCCAGCGAACGUAACUGAUAAUAGCCAGGAUAGUGGGAAACUACCGGCUGUAAUGGCACCGCCUCCGAAAAGUUUGGAGAGUGGGAAAAAUGAGACGGAGCCACUUAAGGAGAGUCCACCUUUGCCGAAAGAUCCUGAAAAGGCGAAUGACGUUAAUAAGGGGAGCUCAGAGUCUGGCAGUGUAGAGACCUGUGCAGGAAAUUCUAACUUGUGUACAACUGAGAAUUCAUUGGUGGCUUGCACUUUGAGCAUUGAUAAAGGUUCUGCUAACUGGUUGAUUCUAGUUCAAAAUGAAGGUGAAAAAUCUCUAAAAGCGAAAUUUGUUCUUCCGGUUAACUCUAUGCAAGAGCUAAAACUGCCUAAACACCAGAGUCAAAGGGUAAACAUAUCCAUUAGUGGAGACACAAACAAGAUCAUACUAGAUGCGGGGAAAGGAGAGUGUGUGCUUCAUAUGUACCCACCAGAAACAAACACGUUACCGUUCCGCUUUCCCUCGUACGACAAGCUAGUGACGCCCAUCAACGGUGCCUAUUUCUUAAUAGUCUCUGUUGUUAUUUUGGGGGGAAUUUGGGGAUUGUGUAUGUGCCGGAAGAAUCGCCGUGCAGGCAGUGGAGUGCCUUACCGGGAGCUAGAAUUGAGCGGAGAGCCAGGUUUGGGAAACGAGUCAGGGGUCCAUGAUGUGGAGACAGCAGACUGGGACGAGGGUUGGGAUGAUGAUUGGGAUGAGAAUAAUGCUGUGAAAUCCCCCGGUGGUGCAGCAAAGAGUGUCAGCAUCUCUGCCAACGGCUUGACAGCAAGGGCUCCAAACCGGGAUGGAUGGGAUCAUGACUGGGACGACUAGAGAGAGUUGUUGUGUGUUAUAAUCAGUGGAUACUACUAUUACUACAGAAGAGUCAAAAACAACUUGGAUACAGUUUACUGCAAAGAAGAAGACAAGACAGAAAACUACAAAAGGUUAAUGUGUAUACUCAAUAUGCACCUAUAUAUAUAUAUUAAAAAUUCUUUUUCGUUACUAAGUUGAAAUGUCAAAUUUUAUACUAGAGUCCUCCAAACCAAAAAAAACCUGCGUUGUUGUGUUUCCAAUUUUUUUAGUUUCAAAAUUUUGUAUCAUGCAUACGAACAGGUUCUGUUAUAGUUUUUGUACUUCGAUACUUUCCCUUCUUUUUCCAGUGUUGUCACUCUCUUGGAAACUUUUUUGUAACAUCAAGAAGAUUAUGUACAUUCUUAUA
Camelina sativa (false flax) is the source of this 1918-nucleotide messenger RNA. RefSeq lists its product as uncharacterized. The record is from RefSeq and is a predicted model, not a curated record. NCBI's taxonomy places the organism in Eukaryota, Viridiplantae, Streptophyta, Magnoliopsida, Brassicales, Brassicaceae.